Bolinopsis microptera is the source of this 3599-nucleotide messenger RNA. RefSeq lists its product as uncharacterized. Bases 691 to 3243 code for a protein of 850 amino acids. The transcript is spliced from 3 exons. Lineage: Eukaryota; Metazoa; Ctenophora; Tentaculata; Lobata; Bolinopsidae. The record is from RefSeq and is a predicted model, not a curated record.
AAUUUAAGGCUAUAAAUUUGAUGACUACUAAGAUAAAGCCUGAGGGGAUGUGAUUUCGAGCUGAAUGAGCAAUAUUUUCCAACUGCAAGGCCUUGUUAUUUCUAUAUUCAUCGUUUGCUAGCACAAAUAAUCAUUAUAAACAUCAUUACAUUAAAUACAUAAUCUACGAGAAAUUAUACCUGGAUGGUGGAAGUUAUACCUGGACGGUGGAAAUUGAUAGUUGAACACUGGUCGAACCUUUUAAUUAUUUGGCAAUUGCUAUGAUAAUUUAAUGUUUUUGAAGUUUUGAAUAACAAAUAAAGAUCCAACUUUACAAAAAGGGGGCUGAACCUAGACGCUGAAUUAAGAAUUUGAAAAACUCUACCAGAUUAAGAAACCCCAAUGAUACGAUCUCACGAUGAAUGAUAUUUGGCGUAAAAAGUAAAUACUGAUCUGUUGUUUUGAUGAAGGAGCCAUGUUCAUAUGAGAUAACUACACUGUUAGAACUUACGCAAUAUAUUUUUCGUCUGUUUUAAAUGAUUUAAACACCAUGAAGCACUCGUGUCUUAUGACUUUAUAUUAUUUACACUUACAGCUUGAAAGUUUAUCAGAUUUUGACUAUGAUUAUUUGAACCUACUACACGAAUAAACAGUCGCAAUCCUCUGCCCAUCUGCAUUCCUUGGAUAACAGUAGGUGCGUGAUCACUGGAUAUGUCCAUCAAAGUGCAAAAAAAUGACAGGAUAAUUAGAGACAGAAUACGUGAUGUCAAACUAAAAAGGGUCGAAGCAAGCUUGUUUGGAAAGAUCGAAGAGAAAGAAGAAAACCAUGACACCACAAUCAAAGAGUUGCCCAAUUUAACCUUAUCAAAAAAGAAGUCAGACGAAGUACCAGCUAAACCUAUGAGACGACCUUCUAGUGUAAAUAAAUUUUUCAACCAAGACAAACUAAAAAAGGAGGAAGAACGCUUGUCUGCAAAGUUCGAAGAUAAAUUAGAAAACCAUGACACCACAAUUAAACUUAAAGAGUUACCGCUUUCAACCUUAUCAAAAAAGAAGUCAGAUACAAUAUCAAGUAAACCAAUCAGACGGCCCUCUAGUGUUCUUAGAUUUUUCAAGUCAAAAAAGAGGAAGGGCACCACAACAGAAUAUGACAAAUUAAUUGAGAACGAAUCUAAGACUAAUCAAGAGAUCAAAUUAAGUGCUGCAGAUGAAGACCGGCUUCAUAAAAUGAUCAAAGCUUUUCAAGAGUGUGAUGAUGAGAGUUCCGGUUCAGGACCCUCUCAAAACGAGGAAGUUGAAUCUUGUCAAGAUGAAAAACCUAUUGGACGUGUUUGUGAUUCAAGUCGAGAAACUGGAGCGAACAAACCUGUCAAUGGAAAUGACAAACUGCGAGAACAAGAGUUCAAGAGGCUGAAAGAACAAAAACAUAUAGAACCAGUAGCACCAAGUGGAGAUAUCAAAGCACAAAAAAGUAACCGUAGCAUCAGAUCGAGUAACCUUCGAAACAACAAAUUCAACAGAGAUGCACGACAGUUGAAAGCUGAUGAUGGUGACUUGGCUGAAGAUCAAGAUGAUAAACGAAAAUCAGAAAAUGUAUCUUACAGGCUGAACGUACAAGAAUUAGAAAAACCGGUAGAAUCGAGUGAAAAUAAUCGUAGUAUCAGAUCAAAUAAUAUCCGAAACAACAAAUUCAACAGAGAUGCAAGACAGUUGAGAGUAGAUGAUAUUGAUGGUGACCUUGUUCGGACAGAAGAUGAUAAACGAAGAUCAGAACACAAAUCCAACAUGCUGAACGUACAAGAAUUAGAAAAAUCAGCAUCGAGUGAAAAUAUUCAAGUUCAGAAAAGUAACCGUAGCAUUAGAUCAAAUAACAUUCGAAACAACAAAUUCGACAGAGAUGCAAGACAGUUGAAAGUAUAUGAUGGCGUUCAGCAAGUUGACGAUGUCAGUGUCAAAAAAAGACAUCAGGACAUGAAAAUAUUCAAUAAACCAGAAACACCAAGUGAGAGGGUUGAACUUGAAGUGGGUCUCCAUCAAAAGCUGCCAGUGAAUGGUCUGGUCAAUUGGCCGGAACAAAAUGCCAAGGCUAACAAUGAGAGCGCAGGACAAAGUAUCAAUAAAAAAUCUUUAAAGACUGACCCACAAAAUCAUCCUUCCGUAAUGGACGAAAUGCAUGGUCGGUUAGAAUCAAAGAAAAUGAUCCAGGCAGAGCAGAAAAUGGCCGAUACCCUCGAAAACAAGUCCCGUGAACUUAGUGGACAGACACUGCUGACUACGGAUCAAACAAAUAAUCCGGUGAAACCGAAAAUCAGCAGCCAAGGACUAAACAGUCCUCUCGCGAACAUGCAGGCUCUCUUAGUGGAUGAAGCUCUCGCACGUAACAGUAAUGGCACUUUCAAACGGGAAAUCAAAGAGCCAGUCAAGGCACUAAAUGAUACCGUAAAAAAUGAAUAUGAAAAGAUCCCAAUGGAUGACAUGGAUACAAUAUAUAACGAACCAGCUGAAAUACAGAAAUGGCUUGCUCAUGGUAUUGAUCGCAACAAGGAAGAAAAACAAAACAUUACCGAAAUAAGUAAACUCGGUGAACUGGAUAGACAGAAAAUGGAGGCAGCGGGCCCAUCUGGGUCCACCAGACAAGUUGCUAUGGAUAGUUCCACUCUCCAUGCUCCCUCCUCGAUAGUCUUGGGACUUAAUACUUCUAGUUCUACCAAGCUAUCAGAAAUCAGUACAGCAAUACAUUUUAGCUUUGAAAAGGGGGAUGUGGAACAACAAAUGGAAUAUUAUGAUGAUGACACUGAAAAAGGACAAGGAACUAACUCUUCAAGGGAAUUGGAUCAUGCUGUCCAAAUUGGCGACCUUGACUCAGUGGCUUGGUCAGAUAACAGUGUGCCCAACAAAUCUGGAAAGAAAGCCCCCAAGACGAAAUCGAAGAAAAAAAAAGUGUCUGAAAGCCAAGAGACGAAAGCUACUGCUUCGAAAAAUAAAAUAACAUUGUAUCAGACUGUUGCCGUUGCGGGGGUGUUGCUUACUCUUGUUUUCGUCGCCUUCUUCACAAUUAAGUCUGACCUAGCGGAACAGGCGAUUAAAGAGCUUUCCAAAUUAAAGACAAAGGCCAUCGAGCAGAUUGAAUAUGCAGUUAAGGCCCUUGAUUUGGUGGAGGAAGGGGAAAGUAAAGAAGAAUUGGAAACGCUCAAGUUGAUUGAAAAUGAAAUACAUUCGAUGCACGGGGACAUAAUUGUAAGACCCAAAAUUGACUUACAAUAGAGUAACACAAGAGUGUUCUGAGCUCAGAUGAGAGAUGAAGAACUUACUGAUACUUACCUGGCACGCCAGUUCCAAUACAAUGCGCGGCGCUCUUUUCGAGCUUCUCGCAAAGUACGCAAUAGACUAGCAAGCUUGGUAAGCAAUAGACUAGCAAGCUAGGUAAGCAAUAGACUAGCAAGCUAGGUAGAGAACUUACUUGUUUGCCUGUAGAUCAAUCUUGCAAUGUAUACAUUUAUUAUAAUUUGUUACACAGUCCAAUUCAAUCCCAUUUCUCAUUGAAUAUUUGCCCUGGAAUAAGCUGGAUGACUAUAGAUUUGUACAGCUACAAUUGAGUUGUAGUAUUAAAUUCAUUUCAA